Messenger RNA from Jaculus jaculus (lesser Egyptian jerboa), 5002 nucleotides. It is a transcript of the gene Sgip1, whose product is annotated as SH3GL interacting endocytic adaptor 1. The record is from RefSeq and is a predicted model, not a curated record. Gene Ontology annotation, biological process: clathrin coat assembly; clathrin-dependent endocytosis. Bases 536 to 3121 code for a protein of 861 amino acids. Gene Ontology annotation, cellular component: clathrin-coated pit; cytoplasm; plasma membrane. The transcript has 27 exons. Lineage: Eukaryota; Metazoa; Chordata; Mammalia; Rodentia; Dipodidae.
UGUCAGGAGAUGCAGGCUGGCUACCAUGUGACGCGCGCCAGCGCUGAAGGGAUUGGCCGAGGCCGCGCAGGCGGCGCAGCACGCCAGCUUCCUCUGCCUUUCUCCCAGCAUCUUCCCGGGAGCCCGUAGGUGCCUCGGCAUCCAUGGCCUGCUUGUCUGGAUAACGUUCCUUGUCCUCUGGCUGGGCAGCAGGCGGAGCCGACCCCAGCCGCGGCGUCGUGAGGACUUCGCUGGGACCUGGAAGCAUAUUCGCCGGUGUUGUUUUCCUGACUCCUUGGAAAUUAAGGAAUGCAAUUCUGCCACCAUGAUGGAAGGGAAAAUGAAAUCAUGGAAAUGGAUGAAACUAACUAUGUGAAAAGUGAAGAGAACCCUGGAUGAAGCCCCAAAGUACCCAAUGUUGGGGAUCAGUGGAGGAGGAGGCUCAGUGGUUCUUCACUGAAGAUGAUGCUGCUCAGAAAGCUUUCAGCCCACAGUCUGCAAACAGGAUGCCACGUGCUGUUCACAAAGUCUUGAGGAGAUUUAUGUGAGACAGCCUAUGCAAUUUGUACCUGACCCAAAGUGGACCUCAGUGAUGGUGUUUGGAUUGAAAAAACGUACAAGGAAGGCCUUUGGAAUACGGAAGAAAGAAAAAGACAGUGAUUCUACAGGCUCACCAGAUCGAGAUGGAAUGCAGCCCAGCCCACAUGAACUACCCUACCAUAGCAAAGGAGAGUGUGCACGUGAAGGAGGAAAAAAAGUUUCGAAGAAAAGCAAUGGGGCACCAAAUGGAUUUUAUGCAGAAAUUGAUUGGGAAAGAUAUAACUCACCUGAGCUAGAUGAAGAAGGCUACAGCAUCAGACCCGAGGAACCUGGCUCUACCAAAGGAAGGCACUUUUAUUCUUCAAGUGAAUCAGAAGAAGAAGAAGAAUCACACAAGAAAUUCAAUAUCAAGAUUAAACCAUUGCAAUCUAAAGACAUUCUGAAGAACGCUGCAACUGUAGAUGAGCUGAAGGCAUCAAUAGGCAACAUUGCCCUUUCUCCAUCUCCUGUGAGGAAAAGUCCGAGGCGCAGCCCGGGUGCAAUUAAAAGGAACUUAUCCAAUGAAGAAGUGGCAAGACCCAGGCGUUCCACACCAACUUCAGAACUUACAAGAAAAAAGCCUCCAGAUGACACUCUGGCCCUUGCUCCCCUCUUCGGCCCACCAUUAGAAUCAGCCUUUGAUGAGCAGAAGAUGGAAGUUCUUUUAGAUCAGCCUGAGAUAUGGGGUACAGGCCAACCAAUUCAUCCAACUAUGGAGUCACCAAAGUUACCAAGGCCUUUUCCCACUGGAACACCUCCGCCAUUGCCUCCAAAAAAUGUACCAGCUACCCCACCUCGGGCAGGAUCCCCCUUAACAGUUGCACCAGGAAAUGACCAGUCAGCCACAGAGGCCAAAAUUGAAAAACUACCAUCCAUCAGUGACUUGGACAGCAUUUUUGGUCCAGUGUUGUCCCCCAAGUCUGUUGCUGUUAACACUGAAGAAAAGUGGGUCCAUUUUUCUGAUGCAUCCCCGGAACAUGCUGCUCCAGAGUUGACUGCAAGGGAAAAGGUGGGAUCCCCACCAGCUGAAUCAGACACACCAGUUGAAUCCCCCCCAUCAGGCUCACCUGGCCUCCAGGGCCCCUCGGGUCCCCCAGGGCCUCCUGGCCCUUGCAAUGUACCAUCUCCACUCAACUUAGAAGAAACCCAGAAGAAAGUUGCUGAACAGACCUUCAUUAAAGAUGAUUACUUAGAAACACUCUCAUCAUCUAAAGAUUGUGGGUUGGGACAGAGAGCAACUCCACCUCCCCCACCACCACCCACCUACAGGACUGUGGUUUCAUCCCCCGGACCUGGCUCCGGCAGUGGUACAGGGUCCACCAGUGGUACAUCAUCUCCUGCCCGGCCAGCCACUCCCAUAAUUCCUUGCAGCAGUACCACUCCACCUCCACCUCCUCCUCGGCCUCCUUCCCGGCCAAAGCUACCUCCAAUAAAGCCUGGAGUCGGAGAUAUGUCCAGACCUUUUAGUCCACCCAUACAUUCUUCCAGCCCUCCUCCAAUAGCACCCCUAGCCCGGGCUGAAAGCACUUCUUCAAUAUCGUCCACCAAUUCCUUGAGCGCAGCCACCACUCCUACAGUUGUGUCAGAAGAUGAUGUUUUUUAUGACAAACUGCCCUCGUUUGAAAGGCGCUGUGACACUCCUGCAGAAAAUGAACAACCUUCCCUCGUUUGGUUUGACAGAGGAAAGUUUUAUUUGACUUUUGAAGGUUCUUCCAGGGGACCCAGCCCUCUCACCAUGGGGGCCCAGGAUACCCUCCCUGUUGCAGCUGCAUUCACAGAAACCGUCAAUGCCUACUUCAAAGGAGCAGAUCCAAGCAAGUGCAUCGUUAAGAUUACUGGAGAAAUGGUGCUGUCCUUUCCUGCCGGCAUUACCAGACACUUCGCCAACAACCCAGCCCCUGCUGCUCUGACUUUCCGGGUAUUAAAUUUCAGCAGGUUAGAACACGUCCUGCCAAAUCCCCAACUUCUUUGCUGUGAUAACACACAAACUGAUGCCAGUGCCAAGGAAUUCUGGGUAAAUAUGCCAAAUUUGAUGACUCACCUAAAGAAAGUAUCUGAACAAAAGCCCCAGGCUACAUAUUAUAAUGUGGACAUGCUCAAAUAUCAGGUGUCUGCCCAGGGCAUCCAGUCCACACCUCUGAACCUGGCAGUGAAUUGGCGAUGCGAACCUGCAAGCACUGACCUGCGCAUUGAUUACAAGUACAACGUGGAUGCAAUGGCCACCGCAGUGGCCCUUAACAAUGUGCAGUUCCUCGUCCCCAUCGAUGGAGGAGUGACCAAGCUCCAAGCUGUGCUCCCACCAGCCGUCUGGAAUGCUGAACAGCAAAGAAUAUUGUGGAAGAUUCCUGAUAUCUCUCAGAAGUCAGAAAAUGGAGGUGUGGGUUCUUUAUUAGCAAGAUUUCAGUUAUCUGAAGGCCCAAGUAAACCUUCCCCACUGGUUGUGCAGUUCACAAGUGAAGGGAGCACUCUUUCUGGCUGUGACAUUGAGCUUGUUGGGGCAGGGUAUCGAUUCUCACUUAUCAAGAAGAGGUUUGCUGCCGGAAAAUACUUGGCAGAUAACUAAUAAAAUCUUAUGCAAGGAUUUGGAGGACCUGUUUACUGGAAAACUGUAGUAUGAGAAACAGGUUUUAUUCUGGUUUGGUGAAUACAAAACAAAAGCUGCAUUCGGAGUAUAUCAUCAGCUGGAAAGUUGCUGCCUUUCAGCUAUGAUUUCCCACACACAUGAUGACCAGUCCUACAGUAUUUACUUCUAGAUGAUAUUGUCAAUGGUUUUAAAAUGUAAUUAUUGUAUUUGUAAAUUGUAUUCUCAUCCCAGUAAGGCAAUUAGACACUUGAAUCUUAGCAUUUUACCAUUACUGAAACAAUUGUAAUUUAAACUGUGGUAUGUAAAUUUAGUAGUAGUACUGUUGAAUGGCACAAUGCUUAUGGAGGUAGAUUGCAUUUUGUCAAUAUAUAAAAUUUAAAUUAUUGAUAGCUGUCAUAAAGGGGGUGCCACACCUAAAGAAGCUGAGAUAGAACCACAAGAAAAAAAAUACUUUUCUUCAAUCCUGAAUAUGUUUUACUCUAGUGCUAAUAAAAAUUCUAUCUUCAGAAGCUUAGAGGGUUAAAUUUAGAAACUAUUUCAAAAAAAAAAUUCCAAGGUUACAGCAUAUUCAAAGGGAAGCAUAAAUUACCACUUUUUAAAAAGCUUUUUUUUCAAGCUGAAAAUUUCAUAAAAAUGCACACUGUGUAAACAGGGCCUCUUAUUUUUAUAACUUGUGUAAAAAAGGGAAAGCAAUUCAUAUUUAAAGUUUAAGUAUAUUAAAUUAUAAUCAAGAGUAAAGAUGUUCAAAACUUACUCAGUCCCCCCUUUCUCUACAGUUUAGCAAAUGAAGAAAUUACUGAAUAAUAACACUAAACCCAAAAUUAUAAUUUUUAAUAUUUGAAAACUUUCCAUAGCUGAAUCAGUUAAAAUGUUCAAACAGUGGUUCUGAACAGAUAGAUGGGUUUCUCUCAUCCAACAUAGGGGUGGGGAACUCACACUGUGUGUCUUCCUUUCUACCCAUAGCAAUCAAGUCAUUGAGAAUCAGAAUCUUAGGGGGAAAAUUAGUUCCCUCUUUAGAUCCAAAAGUAGAAAUUUCAAUCUCAUUAUUUAUAUCUCUUGGGAAGGAAAAAUAAGCUUUAUAAAUGAAACUCUCCUUGUCCAAUAAAUUUCUUUUGGGAUGAUUAAGAAUCAUUGUAUAAACCGAAUCAUUGCUCUUUGGAGGGGAUGAAGAGAAGAGUCAUGGAGGUUUUCUCACUCUUACAAGGUCAGUCCUGCAGGUCCCAAGUUUUCCACAAUUCAGUAGUCUCCAUUCCCUACUAAGUUCUGAAAACAUCAGUCUUUCUUUAAGCCACAGAAGUUAUUUCUGUCAUAAAAUAAUUCCUACUCUAUGUUUUACUAUUAAAUCACUGAAAUGAAGUUGUAGUAUGUAUCAUAACUUGUUCUAUUUCAUUUUAUAUUCACUCAAAUUUGACAAGGAAUCUUCAGCCUCUUUGAAUUUUAGAAUCAAAGUUUUUAAACUUUUAAAUUGAGAUUGUGACUGGAGAAUGUUUACAGUAGAACUUUAUAAAUGAACAUUUGUACUCUCCAGUCAAUGCUUGCUACCAAAAAAAUGUCCAAAAGUAUCUAUUUUGCCCUGGGAGAAUCUUACUAUUGACUCACCAAAGCAGCCUGGUGUUGAAGGUUUUUGAACAAACUAUUUAUUUGCUUAUUUUAUGUUUGAUUUUGAAAACAAAAUAGAGGAAUAUAAAAUUUUGAAUCUUAUGAAACAUGGGAAAAUUUUAAAUAUUCAAACAAAUGGAGAGUAAGAAGCAGAAACAGACUUGUCCAGCAUUUAACUAUAAAAUGUUUUUAAGUAAUCUAUUCAUGGAAAAAUAUUAAAUAUUAAUACAAAGCAUAUUAAAAUAAAAAAUAUAAAUGUUA